ACUUCGCGAAUUUUCAACGCCGUCGUCUGUACAGCAUGGAGGUCGACUGUUAAGUUGUUAGAUAUUUCUAGAUAAUUUUUUGUUUGAUUCCUUGGAAAAGAAAGAGUUUUACUUGCGUAAUUCAUAGAUAUAUUGAAUGGUAUGUAAUCCGGUUGUGUAAUUGGUUGGAUUUAUUUAAAGAUUUGUACCAUCUAAGUUCGAAUCACACACAGAUGUACGUAAUUCUUUGUUUGUGAUGUUUUGGCGGUAACUUUUCGGACGGCUGUGUGAGAUGUGUAUGGCGUAUGGACUAACCGCUACAGAUCCAACCAUAUGCGCACCAAACCAAACCUCUCUGUCAUAACGUAAAGAUGGAUGUUAUCGAGAAGGGUUAUAUUACCAAAAUUUAUUUGGAGAAUUUCGUGACUUAUUACAAAGUUGUGGUGAAGCCUACCAGAUAUCUUAAUGUCAUUGUUGGGCCUAAUGGCACUGGCAAGUCCACUAUUGUGUCUGCUAUAGCUCUUGGUUUAGGUGGAAAGGCAAAUCUUAUGGGGCGAUCCCCUCAAAUAGGAGAUUAUGUCAAACUUGGGGAAACUACUGCAAAAAUAGAAAUUUACCUCAAGAAUGGUUCGAAAAAAGAUCAUAUAAUAACUAGAACAUUUACUAAUGAAGGGAAAAGUACAUGGACUAUUAAUGGUGUUAUUUCUAAUAUAAAAGCUGUACAUGAAUUCACAGCAAACCUUAAUAUUCAGGUUGACAAUCUUUGUCAGUUUUUACCUCAAGAUAAGGUUCAAGAUUUUUCAAAAAUGGACUCUCAAGCAUUACUAGAGAAUACUGAAAGAUCUGUUGGAGAUCCAAAGCUUCUUGAAUAUCAUCAGGAACUAAAAGAAAAACGAAGUCAGUUUAUAGAAUUGGAGAGUGAUAUAGCAAAUAAACAACGAUUACUGAAUUCUAACACUCAGAAACGUGAUGGAUUGCAAGAAACUGUUAGUACAAUAAAAGAAAGAAAACUGAUAAAAAAGAAAAUGGUGACUCUGAGGCAGAAGAGAGCAUGGAUGCAAUAUGAUCAGAUAAGAAAAAACUUAGUGGAGUCGAAGGAAGCCAGAGACACUGCAGCGAAGGAAAUGCGGUCAAUAGAUAUUAAACUAGCACCGAUAAAUACAGAACUUGAACAGAUAAAGUCUCAAGUGGAAACGUUGAAAACUUCACUAAACAAUCAUAACAACAAAGUUUUCGCUAAGAAUAAAAAAUUGAAAGACAUAAUGGAUGAAAUUUUCAAAUGUGAAACUAAAAUCAAAGAAGCCGAAAGUACAUCGUUGCGGAAAAUUCAAACAGAACAGACUCGGGAUCAAGAUAUUAAACUUGCACAACAGCAAAAAAGCAAACUGGAAAACGAUUUUACUCUCAGAACUAAAGAAAUCGGAUCGGAAGAAAGUUUAACGAGACAAUUGAGAAAUAUAGCAAUCCGUAUGGACGAAAAUCGCAAAGUAAUUAGUAAAAUCAGUAGUCAAAACCAGUCGCUGAGAAAUAGCGAAGAAAACGUCAGUCGUGAAAUAAGAACCUUCCAAGCGCACCGGCAAACUCUUGAUAUUGAGGCGAAGCGUCUAGAUAUCUUGAGACAAAGAAGUAUAGACGCGUACAAAGCUGUGAAUUGGUUAAGAGAAAAUCGUGAUAAAUUUUCGACCAUGAUUCACGAACCGAUGUUGCUGAGUAUUAACGUAACAGAUGCCUCAUAUGCGAAAUAUUUGGAAACCUUAAUACCAGUAAGAGAUUUGAUUGCGUUCACGUGCGAGAGCACGCGAGACAUGAAUCUGCUCAUGAAAUAUCUGAGGGAGCAGCAAAAUCUAACGGUCAAUGCGGUUCAUUCUGAUCCUACAAAACAAGUAUUUAUGCAACCAAAUGUUCCGAUAGAGGCCAUCAGAAAGUUCGGCUUCAGGCAUUACAUGUCAACACUUUUUGAGGCGCCGCCUGCUAUAAUGAAAUAUCUGGUCUCGAUGUACGGCUUAAACAAUAUUCCUAUUGGAACCAAAGAAGUAGAGGAUAAUACGGAUCGUAUUCCGCAUAACUUUACUUGUUACUUUAGCGAAAAUAAUAUCUAUUCGGUGAACACGUCCAAAUAUACGCGAGAAACUUCCACUAGAAUAUCACGAGUCUUGGGCAACGGCUUGUUGUCGAUUGUUUUGGAUAAAACAAAACUGCAUCAGCUCGAUGAGAAAAUAAAAUCUUCGCAAGAAAAAAGAGACAAAAUCUUGAAUCUCAUUAAAGAAACAGAUGACAAAAUUCAAGACGAAACGAAGGAAUUGGACAAAUAUCGAGCUGAAAGAAGUAAAUAUCAGCAGCACAUUCAGCAAAUUCAGGCAUUACAAAGCAGAAUUCGCUUGGCCGCGGAGAAGAUCAAACAGAUGGAAGAAGACCGAACGAGUAUUGAGGAUAUAAAAGCGGCGUGCACUAAGGAGAUCAAGGCUACUAUAAUGAAACAGUUAAAAAUAUAUAACGAAUGUAACGCAAUUUUGAAAGAAUGUUUUACCUGCGUUACAAAAUCCGAAGAAGUGAAAUUUACUCUAGCAUUGUUACAACAAUCUUUGAUGACGAGAGAGAACGAAGCCGAAGAACUGAAGGAUAAACUGGCGAAAGCGGAGAGAAUAUUUAAACAGUACGAUGAGGAAUUUCAGCCAAAGAAAAAAGAAGCUCAAAGAUUGUACAAUGAGGCAUUGAGAAGCACAGAUAAUAUUAGUCCGAAGGAUAACGGGUUCAAAGUUUUUAACAAGGUCUUUGAAAAGUUGCCGGCUACCAUAGCCGAAAUAAAUAACGAGUUGGAAGUCUGUCAAGCUAAGGUUUAUUGCAUGGCGAAAAAUGUGGACGCCGAAAAUGUAUUACGCGAAUAUGAGAACGUGCAAAACAACAUUCAAAACUUAUCGGACUUCGUUAAAACAAAAACUAGCGAACUGGAUAAAAUGAGAAAUGAGAUUGAGGUGUUGAAAGAAAAGUGGCUAACACCGCUGGAACAAUUGAUUGAAAAGAUAAAUACGAACUUUAGUUCGUAUUUCGCCGCGAUGGACUGUGCCGGCGAAGUCACGCUUGCGCACGGCGAAAAUGUCAUGGAUUUUGAUCAGUACGGAUUGAAAAUCAAAGUAAAGUUCCGAGACGCUGACGACUUGCAGGAAUUAACGAGACACUUUCAAAGCGGUGGUGAGAGAACCGUAACGACUGCCAUAUACAUGAUCGCGUUGCAAGAAUUAUCGCGCGUGCCGUUCCGCUGCGUGGAUGAAAUUAAUCAGGGUAUGGACGCGAUUAAUGAAAAGCGUGUUUUUGAAUUACUUGUCAAAAUGACUGGCAGGCCAGGUAGUUCGCAAUAUUUUCUGCUUACACCAAAGCUUUUAUCUGAUUUAACGUACGCUGAAACGGUAACGAUACACUGCGUAUUUAACGGGACGGUUGUUGAUGAUAACGAUGAAGAUUUCGACGAGUUCGAUACGGAAGCCUUCUGUAAAGAACUCGUAUCGAUUGCUAACGAAUAGAAGAGUUCUGUAUAACUGUGUUAUACAAGAUAUCGUAAGAUGAUUUCUAUAUAUGAGAUUUUGUUUUCGAAAGAAAAACAAACUUCGAAAGAUUGAAAAAUUAUUAUAUUUAUACUUUGCUAAGUUUGAAUAAUCUCCAACAACUCUAUUGGAAGUUAAUAUCACACAUACGUUUACAGAGUAUUAGUUAUUAGUAUAUAUAAAAAUAAGAAAAAGUACAAUUUUACUUAUUUUGUGUGUACAAAUUUUUUUCAUA
Molecule: messenger RNA, 3753 nt
Organism: Pseudomyrmex gracilis
Lineage: Eukaryota; Metazoa; Arthropoda; Insecta; Hymenoptera; Formicidae
Gene: SMC5
Product: structural maintenance of chromosomes protein 5
Exons: 15
Coding region: 351-3497 (1048 amino acids)
Biological process (GO): double-strand break repair via homologous recombination
Cellular component (GO): Smc5-Smc6 complex
Molecular function (GO): ATP hydrolysis activity; ATP binding
Source: RefSeq, a predicted model, not a curated record